Molecule: messenger RNA, 897 nt
Organism: Podarcis raffonei (Aeolian wall lizard)
Lineage: Eukaryota; Metazoa; Chordata; Lepidosauria; Squamata; Lacertidae
Product: vomeronasal type-2 receptor 26-like
Exons: 2
Coding region: 1-897 (298 amino acids)
Biological process (GO): G protein-coupled receptor signaling pathway
Cellular component (GO): membrane
Molecular function (GO): G protein-coupled receptor activity
Source: RefSeq, a predicted model, not a curated record
AUGCCCAAGCCACUCUUCUCAUCCUCAGAUGCAGAUCAUAGCCACAAAUGUCCAGAAGAUCAACAUUCAAACAAGCACGAGAAUCAUUGUAUUCCUGAGAUCAUCAUAUUCCUGGUUUAUGAAGAAUAUUUGGGGAUAAUCUUAGAUUCUAUUACGCUAUUCUUGUCUUUAACAACAGGCAUAGUAUUAGGAAUCUUCAUUAAAUAUAAAGAGACUCCAAUAGCCAAAGCCAACAACCGGGACCUCUCGUACAUCCUCCUCAUCUCCCUCUUGCUUUCCUUUUUGUCCUCCUUCCUCUUCAUUGGAAGGCCAAGGAGAGUGACCUGCCUUCUCCGACAAGUGGCCUUCAGCAUCAUCUUCUCGGUUGCUGUCUCCUCUGUGUUGGCUAAAACCAUCACUGUGGUGCUGGCCUUCCUGGCCACAAAACCAGAGAGCAGGGUGAAAAGAUGGCUGGGGAAGAGUUUGGCCAACUCUAUAGUCAUUUCCUGUUCUAGUGUCCAAGUUGUCAUCUGCACCAUCUGGCUGGGCAUCUCUCCACCCUUCCCAGAGUCUGACAUGCAUUCCCAGCCCAGAGAGAUCAUCCUGCAAUGCAAUGAAGGGUCUGUGGCCAUGUUUUAUGGUGUCCUUGGCUACAUGGGCUUCCUGGCCUCCAUCUGCUUCAUGGUGGCUUUCCUGGCCAGAAAGCUGCCUGGAGCCUUCAAUGAAGCCAAGCUGAUCACCUUUAGCAUGCUGGUCUUCUGUAGUAAUCUGAAGCAGAACCAGUUUUGUCUCCAGAGGGGGAGGGGUGUAUCUGAGAGGCAGAGCUUGUUCCACCCAAGUUCUAUGCCCAACACCUCCAGUUUAAAGCAUGAAGAAGCAGGACCAGGAAAAGCCACUUUCCUCCUGAGAUUCUGCUAG